Molecule: messenger RNA, 1311 nt
Organism: Petromyzon marinus (sea lamprey)
Lineage: Eukaryota; Metazoa; Chordata; Hyperoartia; Petromyzontiformes; Petromyzontidae
Source: RefSeq, a predicted model, not a curated record
CUGAGUAACGGAGCAGCAAUUUCGUGGCUGCGUCAAAACGGUUAUCCCGAAUUUUCCGCGUCUGUUUUACUGCGAUGAUUCCAUCAAGGCGUUUGUUUGCAGUACUUUGCCCAUCGUCGCCGUCAUCGCCGUCAUCAUCAUUAUUAUUUCCCUUCUGGAGGACGGGCAGUUGAAACGGAAGAAAGUGACCGUCGGGUGUGAAACUUAAGGACGGACCCAACGCCGAAGCCUCCGCUGUUGCAGUCCGGCGCGAUGAGCGGAGUCGAUGUCGCGAACGAGAGCCUCGCCGCUCUGCACAACGGCACCGCGUCCAAGAACCUCGCCGGCGGGCGGUGUCCCGGUGUGGAUACGAACCCCGCGACUCUCACCGUCGUCCCCGUCAUGUACGGCCUCAUAUUCGUGGCGGGCCUCGUGGGCAACGCAAUGGUGGUGGCGGUCGUGCUCAAGUAUCUGAAGCUCAGGAACGUCGCCAACGUGUACAUCGUGAACCUGGCGACGGCCGACCUCGUGUUCGUGACCACCCUGCCUCUCUGGGCCGCCUCCGUGGCGCGCGGCUACGACUGGCCCUUCGGCGGCUUCCUCUGCAGGGUGUCGGCCACCGUCGUCAGCGUCAACAUGUACGCCAGCAUCCUGCUGCUCGCCUGCAUGAGCGUCGACCGCUACCUGGCCAUCGUGCGGCCGCUGCAGUCGCGCGGCGGACGCACGCGCAGGCGCGCCCGCGCGGCCUGCGUCGCCGUGUGGGUCACGGCAGCGCUCCUCAGCGUGCCCGUGGCCGUCUUCAGGGUGACCUUCGUCCACCGCGGCAGAACGGUGUGCGCCCUGCGCUACCCGAGCGCGCGCACCUGGUUCCUGGCGAUGAACGUCACCCGCAACGUGGCCGGCUUCCUCGUGCCCUUCCUCGUCAUCGUCACCUGCUACUGCCUCAUCGGCAGGACGCUGCUGCGCCGCGGCGGCGACGUCGUCAGGCGGGACAAGGUGCUGCCCGCCGUGCUGGCCGUGGUGUUGGCCUUCCUGCUAUGCUGGCUGCCCUACCACGUGCUCACGCUGCUGGACACGCUCGUCCGCCUGCGCGUGCUGCGGGGAUGCGGCAUCACGGUGGCCGUCGACGGAGCCAUGCCGAUCGCGGUGGUCGUAGCCUACACCAACAGCUGCCUCAACCCACUGCUCUACAGCUUCGUGGGCAAGGGUUUCCGGCAGGGCUUCGGCCGGCUACUGCGGCUCAGCGCCUACGUGCCGCCGCCGCUCGCCAGCUCGUUCACUCGCUCGAGCUCGCUGCGCUCCCGCGUGGUCGAGAUGGAGAACAUUCGCUGA